Molecule: messenger RNA, 1773 nt
Organism: Solea solea (common sole)
Lineage: Eukaryota; Metazoa; Chordata; Actinopteri; Pleuronectiformes; Soleidae
Gene: fbxo36b
Product: F-box protein 36b
Exons: 4
Coding region: 269-1102 (277 amino acids)
Molecular function (GO): protein binding
Source: RefSeq, a predicted model, not a curated record
AAUGCUGACUUUAUCAAAGGGUAUGUUAAUUGAAAUUCUUACUUGUUUUAUUUAUUUGUUUAUUUUAUUUUUCUAUAUUUUUGGAAAGUCACAUUGACAUUGAAAUCUCUUUCUUUCUUUAUUCUACAAACCAUUACAAUAAUUUCUUGAUAUGGUUUUCAAUGUACAGACUUAAUUUGGCCCAAAGCAAGCGAAGAAAGAAACAAUCCACGUUCGUUCUUUGUUAUUAAUAGUUCUUUACUGCCAUGGCAACACCCAAACUUUAAACAUGGCGUCUCUUUUAACAGACCCGUUGUUUGAGAGCUCUGGAGUAGGCCGUCCUCCCAACAAGAACUUUUACCAUUUUACUGUCACCAAGUCAGAUAUCAUAUGGAGAUGGUGGAAGAUCUCUCUGAGAGCUGUGGACAGAUUCUCCAAACCUGGGGAGCUGAAAGAGUCUCACCAGGACUUCUUGGACAACACAUGGCUGCAGAGUGAGGUCAGUGUGGUUUUUGGUCCUGGAAUCUUGGUGUACACCAAGGCUCUGUGCCAAGGCCAUUAUGAUUAUCUGGAUCAUCUGUCUGACUGCUUACUUCUGAGGAUAAUAAACUAUCUUGAACUAGAGGAUGUGGAGCAGCUUCGACGAACGUCACAUCGGUUCAAGCAGUUAUGUGGGUCAGAGAUGUUUUGGGAGCAGGCAGUGCGCAGAUGCUGCAACACAGUUUCAGAUGAAGUGGUUUCCCUGGCUCUUGAGAUGGGAUGGCGAAGCAUCUUCUUCACCAGCAAGCUACAGCUGCAGAAGCUGAUCAGCCGCAGGAGGCUUCAGACUGACAAGCAACAUGAAGGACAGGUAUCUGACCGAGAGACAAACGUAGACAGGUCUCGUGACGAGAGUUCCGAGCAAACCCAAGCGUCUGACUCUGAGGAGGAAUUUCCCCAUGCUGGCAUUAGCCCUGAUAUGAGCCAUAGCACCGGCACUGGAACUGGCUUUGACACCAACUCUUGCUCUGAUAUGGAUCCUGGCUCUAGCUCUGAAGCUGAGGCCUCUUCUGAUUCCAGUGAGUCUGUGCCAGAAAAGGUCUUGGAUGACAUAAAACGUCAGUGCAGCACAAAGCAUUGGUAGAGGAGCCUGCGGCAUAGACACAAACAAAAGACAUUGAGUUAAAGGUUUACUGUAAAUGAUUUAGUGACAUCUAGUGCUGAAGUUGCAUAUUACUACCAGUUGAAUCUCCCCCAAUUUCAUUCAGACUAAAACUGAAAUAUCGCCUGAAUUAUUAUUUUAACAUGCAUGUAAAUUACCUUUAGUGAUAUUCUUAGUUGAUUAUACUCAGAUAAAAACAAUAUCAUGAACAUAUCACUCCAUUCUACAUGUUCUGAUUAAUCCCCAUAAAUCCUCACACUCAACCUUUGAGCUUCUUAUAAAAUGUUGAAUACUGUAUUUCAAGCUUAUAUUGAUAUGCCAUUUAUUCUUAUUCCUCACACUAAAAUUUGUUAUGUAUUGAUCAUUGAAAUAAUAUUAUCUUUUAAGUAUGAUUUAAAAAUGUUUUUAUUUAGUAUCUUCUCUUAGAUAUUUGAGGAAAAUUUAAUUUGUAUGUCAACUGUGCCACAACUCUCCUAAACUUGACAACUAAAUACAAGUUACUAUCUAGAAUACUGUAAGUUAUACAUUUAGAAAUAAAUGUAAUACACACGGUUAUACUCUCUGUAUCUUCUAAUCUGUAAAAUCAUUCAUCAGUUUGGGUAAAACAGUUUUUUAGAGUUUAUGCCCGAAAAGGGUCAUAAAUAGCUAACAAU